Molecule: messenger RNA, 345 nt
Organism: Brettanomyces bruxellensis
Lineage: Eukaryota; Fungi; Ascomycota; Pichiomycetes; Pichiales; Pichiaceae
Exons: 1
Coding region: 1-345 (114 amino acids)
Biological process (GO): mitochondrial respiratory chain complex II assembly
Cellular component (GO): mitochondrion
Source: RefSeq, a predicted model, not a curated record
AUGGCUGGUGCUCAACUUCGAAUGUAUUCGGCAAAACGUUCUAUUUUUGAGGAAGGGCCACGCCCACCGCUACUUUCAAGAGAAGAACAAAAGGAAUUUGAAGAUUCUGUAAAGAAGGCCAAAAUCCAAAUGACUAUAGAAGAAUACAACGAAAAAGUUGGAGUGAAGCCAUCUGAGACGUCAAAAAGCGACCCAAACUUGGAUGCUACUGGGCCGAUGACUACCAAAACUAUACCAGAAUUCGAGGGUAAUGUUAAUCCUAAGACAGGGGAGGUAGGCGGUCCAAAGCAAGAUCCGACAAGACAUGGUGACUGGAGUUUUAAUGGAAGGGUUACGGAUUUUUAA